ACACAAAAGGUUUAAACACAAUAAGUAUCAUUUCUAGUACAAAAAAAAUGAACAAUCUUUCUGGACAAUUCCGCAAGACAACAUGGGAUCCCUUUCUCAUAAUUUCUCAGAUAAUUGCUGUACAGUCUAUCAUGUAUCUUUGCCUUGGAUUCUGGAUUUGGAUUGUUGCAUCGUUGUUGGAGUGGACAAAAUCAUUGGAUUAUGUGUUUCAGUAUAAAGAAAUACAUGUUCGUGACUUCGGAGGACAAUUAAUUAUUGUUAUGUUUGUUCUGAAUGCUUUUGUGGGAGCAUUUGCAUUAUGGUGGCUAGUGCAAAGAACAAAAUUAUGCAUGGACUUUGCAUGUACAGCCCAUUGCAUUCAUUUGAUUUGUUGUUGGGCUUACAAUGGAACUUAUCCAACAUCUUUCAGCUGGUGGUGUUUAAAUCUUGUAUCGUUAAGUAUAAUGUGCGUCUGUGGAGAAUUCCUUUGUAUGAGAACUGAACUACAAGCUAUACCUUUAAGUAUGAAUAGUCAAAAGAUAGCCUUAUGA
Atta colombica is the source of this 530-nucleotide messenger RNA. It is a transcript of the gene Sys1, whose product is annotated as protein SYS1 homolog. The record is from RefSeq and is a predicted model, not a curated record. Lineage: Eukaryota; Metazoa; Arthropoda; Insecta; Hymenoptera; Formicidae. The coding region runs from base 48 to 530 and encodes 160 amino acids. The transcript has a single exon. Gene Ontology annotation, biological process: Golgi to plasma membrane protein transport; Golgi to endosome transport; protein localization to Golgi apparatus. Gene Ontology annotation, cellular component: Golgi membrane; trans-Golgi network.